Messenger RNA from Rhineura floridana, 971 nucleotides. It is a transcript of the gene HSCB, whose product is annotated as HscB mitochondrial iron-sulfur cluster cochaperone. The record is from RefSeq and is a predicted model, not a curated record. Gene Ontology annotation, biological process: [2Fe-2S] cluster assembly; protein complex oligomerization. The coding region runs from base 28 to 735 and encodes 235 amino acids. Lineage: Eukaryota; Metazoa; Chordata; Lepidosauria; Squamata; Rhineuridae. The transcript has 6 exons. Gene Ontology annotation, cellular component: mitochondrion. Gene Ontology annotation, molecular function: ATPase activator activity; protein-folding chaperone binding.
CCCGCCGGGAAUCGCAGUCUGGGCCGGAUGUGGCGGGCGGCCCUGAGCCACAGGCUCCGUGGGGGGGCUGCGGCGGCAUCGCCUUGGGGGCGCCCCGGCCCGCCGCGGCCCCGCAGCUCCCUCGCCUCGUGCUCGGCCUCCUCCUCCUGCUGGAGCUGCGGCCUGGCCCUUCCCUCCGCCUCGUCGCCGCCCCGCUUCUGCCCGUCCUGCCGCGCCCUGCAGCCCCCGGAGCCCUGCGCGGACCUUUUCCGCCUGAUGGGAUGCAAGCGCACCUUCCAGGUGGACCAGGGGCGGCUCCAGCAGCGGUUCCGGAGCUUGCAGCGCGCCCUGCACCCGGACUACUUCAGCCAGCGGCCCCAGACAGAGCAGGACUUCUCUAAACAACACUCUUCCUUGGUUAACAAAGCCUACCGGACGCUCCUGAACCCCUUGAGCCGAGGGCUGUACUUGCUGGAAUUGAAUGGAAUAGAACUGGUGAAAGGGACGGACACUGAGGCAGACCCUGAAUUUCUCUUGGAAAUCAUGGAAAUUAAUGAGAAACUCUCAGAUGCAAACAAUGAUGCUAAAAUAGAAGAGAUGGAAAACUUCAUUGCAGCUAAGCAAGAGGCGCUGACUAAGGGUGUGAGGAGAGCCUUUGACCAAGAUGAUCUUCAAGAAGCCAAAAAACUUCUAGCCAAAAUGAAAUACUUUGCAAACUUGGAAGAAAAACUGAAGAGGAAGAAAAUCCCUUUCUGACCUCACAUUUUUAGCUGGGAUUAGCUUUUCCCAUUUUAAUGUUUGCCAGGCAACUCAAAGCGUAAUGCCACUGUGGAUACUCUUCUGGAUUCUCUGUGUCAAGCUUGACGUGGCAUUGGUGUUAUGAGGAAGAGGAUGGACACUGUUGUUGCUCCUCAGGCUGCUGAAAAUAUCUUCCUGCUCCUUUGUCAAGAUACAGUGGUGGAGAUACCCUUUGAUAAACACACUAAUUCAGA